AUGUCUGAAACAGCUCAUGCUACUAGCUUCUGCCACCUAUUCCUGGACGGAGAAGACCAAUACUUGUUCGUGAAGAACUUAGGUUCAGGGGCAUACUCGCAGGCGCAGCUUGUUCUACACUUGCAGACUGGGGAAUUGCGCGUGAGGAAGGUGAGUCGCCGGCAUCUUGACGAAGAAGAAAAGAAAAAGGAGGACAGGGAGAAAGUCCUCUUCUACCUCCAAGAGCAGGCAGCCAAGCUGGGAGUCCAGCCUCCCAUAGCACAUCUGUUCUCAGCUCACGACGUGCCCGCAGCUCAAGGAAUGGGCAAGGGGAAAUGGUCCCGGGUGGCGUACAUGAAGUAUUACAACGGCGGCGACGUGUGCCAGCUGCACGAGGCUUACGAGGAAAGCGGCCAGGGGAUGCCCAGCUCCCUGAUCCUCAGGCUGCUGAAGCAGGUCGUCUGCGCGCUCUACUUCACCGGCACGUGCGGCGUGCUCCACGCGGACCUCCACGACGGUAACAUCUUGAUCCACCACAACGCCGCGCUGGGCGGGCGCCCGGACUUCUACAUCGCCGACUUUGGCGCGGCAGAGCGCGGCGCCUUGACUGAUUGCAUGAACAGGUACACGGACGACGUGGAUCACCUCUCCCAAGACUUGGACAAGUGGUUGUACGCCGGGCCGAAGGUUGACGAUCGAGACAGAGACGUGCUGUGGCGGUACCUGGACGCUGUUGUGUACACCGUCCUCUUAAAUCUCGCCAGCCAGCCCAUGGACCACCUCCCCGACCUUAAGCCGUUGAUUGACGUUCUCCAGUACGCGCCCGCCGGCCCGCCAGAAACACUACCCGUCGGGUAUGACCCCGAGCCCGAAGACGCGUGUGUGCCCUUGUACCAUAUUUCUGAGCAAGGUGCCCUCUGCGCGCAUGGAGUGGCUGGGCCGUGGCAUUUGGCACAGGUGAGUAUCGAUAGAUCCACAGGGCAUGUGUCAGUUGUCAAUAUCAGUCCCGAGACGCAUGACAAUGCGGCUAAUCCACGACUUAUUUGGGCCGACAGUGGCAGCACCUUGGGUGACAGUGACCGGGAAGCUGCUUUGGAGCGGAUAGCUUGA
Molecule: messenger RNA, 1089 nt
Organism: Diaporthe citri
Lineage: Eukaryota; Fungi; Ascomycota; Sordariomycetes; Diaporthales; Diaporthaceae
Exons: 1
Coding region: 1-1089 (362 amino acids)
Biological process (GO): protein phosphorylation
Cellular component (GO): cytoplasm
Molecular function (GO): protein serine/threonine kinase activity; ATP binding
Source: RefSeq, a predicted model, not a curated record